Molecule: messenger RNA, 1101 nt
Organism: Histoplasma capsulatum G186AR
Lineage: Eukaryota; Fungi; Ascomycota; Eurotiomycetes; Onygenales; Ajellomycetaceae
Product: membrane insertase COX18
Exons: 1
Coding region: 1-1101 (366 amino acids)
Biological process (GO): mitochondrial respiratory chain complex IV assembly; protein insertion into mitochondrial inner membrane from matrix
Cellular component (GO): mitochondrial inner membrane
Molecular function (GO): membrane insertase activity
Source: RefSeq, a predicted model, not a curated record
AUGUCCGCGCCUGGGUAUAGGUUACCCCUCGAUGCUUUGCGGACUACCCACUGUGGGCUGAAUGCCCGGCUCCUUCGGGCAUCAUGUCCGGCUCAGCAAUGCGCCGUGAGGCUGCGCCCGACUGCUCAACAGAGGCGCCAUUUCCACCCUUCGCGGCCUACCCAAAUGGUUUCCACAUCCAUUGAGUGCGCACACGAUCUCCUUCAAAUAGUCCAUACAUGCACCGGUCUCCCCUGGGUGGCCUCCAUCCCCUUGACGGCUAUGACAGCACGGGUAGCAUUCGGGUUGCCCUUUCUCAUAUGGUCAACAUCGCAGCGAAACAAAAGAUUGCUUGCGAACCCGGCGAUCCUUGCCUAUACCCGUAUGAAGAGAAAAAAUAUUAUGGAUGCCGCCGCCAAGGAACAACGGUUUCUACCACCACAGUUUGUGAGCCGCCAGAGUGCAUUAGAAGCAUCCCAGUUUCAAAAGAGCCUGCUUAAACGACAUCAUCUUCGUUUGGCUCCGUUCGCUCCGUUCGCUCCGAUAUUACAACUUCCUUUCUGGCUUGCUUUUAUGGAGAGUAUUCGGUCGAUGAGCGGAUGGCAACCCGGUUUGCUCGCCAUUCUACAACAGUGGUUUAAUCCUGAUGGCGUCAAGGCUCAAAUACCCGUAGAACCCUCUCUUUCUAGCCAAGGGGCUUUAUGGUUCCCUGACCUUAUGGCUGCAGAUCCCCUGGGCAUCCUUCCGGUUGCUAUUUCGGUUUUGAUGUUCACUCACAUUACGUGGGGUUCCAAGGUUAGCAAGAUGAAAGAUCUUCCCAAAUUGGUAUCACAAGGAAACUUGCAGGGCAUAUUUUCCUGGGCGAUCCAGCGCAUUUUUCAAGCAAUGUCGAUCUGGAUUGCGCCAGCUCUAUUGUAUUCAGAAGCUCCCGCAGCGCUUAGUAUCUACUGGCUAUCCACGACUUGCGUUGCAAUUGUCCAGUCUCGGCUUCUGAAAAAGUAUAUGCCGACUCCGAACGUCCCAAAGGCUUGCGUUAAAAGGACGAUUGUGAGGUAUGUGUAUGAACGGAAGCCGGGCACCCAAGAACUUCAGAAGGUUGCUCGGCUUGGGAUGAUGUGGUAA